AUGGCGGCGAAGAUUAAAGCCAUCGAUGCCGGUUCAGUCCACCGCAUUCAUUCAGGACAGGUUGUUCUUGAUCUCCAGAGCGCCAUCAAGGAGCUGGUAGAGAACAGCCUCGACGCUGGGGCUACUAGCAUUGACGUGCGCAUAAAGGACCACGGCCUCGACACGGUCGAGGUACUCGACAACGGCUCAGGUAUUGCCCAACCAGACUGGCCUUCUAUAGGCCUCAAGCAUCACACGUCCAAGCUGCCGUCCCUCGAGGAACUGGCCCAAGUCUCGACGUUUGGCUUUCGUGGUGAGGCGCUGAGCGCGCUCUGCGCUCUGUCAGAGAGUGUCACUGUCGUCACGUCCACGAAAGAGACGGCGCCUAUGGGUGCCAUUAUUACGCUGGGGAGGAAUGGACAUGUACUAGACGACACUGGCAAGGUGGCAAGACAACGUGGUACAACGAUUACUCUGAGCGGACUGUUCAAGCCUCUACCUGUUCGUCGCAAAGAGUUUGAACGUACCGCCAAGCGCGAAUUCACAAAGGCUCUGGGUAUCCUUACGGCGUACGCCCUUGUCCCCGCUAGCGCUUGUCCCGCCGAGGGCAAGUCGGGCGUGAGGCUGAAGGUCGAGUCUAUUGGCGCGGGCAAAGCAGCGAAACGGAACACCGUGCUAGCUACCGACGGACGCGGUUCACUCCGCUCUUCUGUCAGCGCCGUGUGGGGUCCCAAGGCGCUUGAAGGUGUCGUGGACAUUGAUGUUGAGCUCGAUGUCGCUGUUGACAAGGCCAUGGCGAGGAGAGAAGGGAUCGCAGAGACGUCGCAGACUGUCCGUGUUACCGGACUUAUCUCCUCGGGAGCGUGGGGUCAAGGCCGUUCCAGCGCAGAUCGGCAGUUCACCUUCAUCAACGGCCGGCCCUGUGCACUGCCCAAAGUAUCCAAGGCCGUGAACGAGGUGUACAAGAACUUCAACACAAAUCAGGUGCCACUUGCCAUUCUCGACUUUCAGAUUCCCAAGGAGAGCGUCGACAUCAACGUCAGCCCGGAUAAGCGCACCAUUUUUGUUCACAGCGAGGCAAACUUGAUCGAAGCGCUGCGCACUUCCCUCGAGACGUUCUUCCAGCCCACACGCUCGUCCUAUGCCGUUGGAGGUGCCUCGUCGACAAAGAAGCUGGUGCAAUCAGACCUGUCCGCUACCCAGGCUGUGGCCGCCGACGACAUAUUAGAGGACGACGAAGAAGGCACCCAACCAACGAGUCACGCGACCCCAACCAGCCGCUCACGUCGCACGUCCUCUAGAGCUUUGUCUCACCAGGACUCAGAAUCAGAACCAGAACCCCAGUCUGAGGGUGAAGACGAGCUGUCCCAGACACCCGCACCACGGCCAUCGCGCCGCUCUGCCAGACCACCAUCCCCUCCUCCUCGCCGUGUAGUGCAGCAAACUCUUGACACUACCCUUGCUUCUUGGAGCCCAAAGCGCAAGUCUCCAGCUGUGACCAUCUUGAGGAGUGUUCCGACGCGAGCACCACCCACCGGCCGCGAUGCGCGUGCCAAUCUGCGUCAACAGCUGGCUGGGUAUGCCAGCCAGCAAGUGCCGACACAGGUGGAUAUGACUGCCGACGAUAGCGGGUACGAGGACGAAGGCGAUGACAUCCAGCAGAGUGAUAAGGAGGAAGAGGAGGAGGAGGAUGUGCACAUGAGUGAUGUGGAGCCUGAACCCUCGCAACGGCCAUCAAGCCCCGUGCCACAAGAGGAACCAGAGGUGGACGAGUUGGACGACGACGAACUUGUGCAAAGCCCUCCCCGCCGUCUUGGCGUACCCAGUGCAGUCCAACGCGAUAUUGACGAGGACAAUGAGCAACCUCCUCGGACCUCCACACCGCUCUCCGUACCUUUCACAAUCGUGACCGAGCCCGAUAUGGACGUCGACGAAGAGGAGGAGCCUCCUGCCGCCCGAUCUGGCUAUCGCGACGAAAUCCAGUCAACCAACUCGACCGGCGAGGUGACAUUACGCUUCGACGCUGGCCGUCUACGUGAGCGCUUUGCAUCCCGACGAUCUCGCCGUGCCGCCUCCACCCCACCCACUCGCGAUGCCUUUGACGCUGUCAAUGACGGGGCUGUGGCAGACGCGGCUGGCGUAGGGAACCGGGACGCCGAAGAAGCCGAAGCUGCUCUCGCUCGAGUCAUCAGCAAGGACGACUUUGAGAUCAUGGAGGUGCUGGGACAGUUUAACAAGGGCUUUAUCAUUGCUCGCCUCCGACACCCGGCUCAUGAAGACGCUGCAGGGUCGGACGACCUGUUCAUUGUGGACCAACAUGCCAGCGACGAAAAGUUCAACUUUGAGACUCUUCAGCGCACCACCGUCAUCAAGGCUCAGUCGCUCAUCAGACCCCGCCCCAUGCAGCUCACCGCCGCUGACGAGAUCGUGGCCAUGGAGAACCUGGACGUCCUCCAUGCCAACGGCUUUGACGUGGACGUGGACGAGGACGCGGCUCCCGGCCGUGGUGAGCGUGUGGCUCUCAAGGCCAUGCCCGUCAGCAAGGAGACGACGUUUGAUUUCAAGGAUCUCGAGCAACUCCUUCACCUUCUCUCGGACAGCGCCCGACCUGCCGGGCAGAUGGUGCGCUGCACCAAGGCCCGGUCCAUGUUUGCCAUGCGCGCAUGCCGCAAGAGCGUCAUGAUUGGCAAGAGCUUGACAAAGGCGCAGAUGGUCACACUGCUUCGCAACAUGGGCACAAUUGACCAGCCUUGGAACUGUCCCCAUGGCCGGCCGACGAUGCGCCACCUCUGCGCGCUCACCCCGCCGACGCGUUCGCGCGCAGGCCGUGAUCGCAUCGACUGGUCGGAGUGGAGUUAG
Molecule: messenger RNA, 2838 nt
Organism: Apiotrichum porosum
Lineage: Eukaryota; Fungi; Basidiomycota; Tremellomycetes; Trichosporonales; Trichosporonaceae
Exons: 13
Coding region: 1-2838 (945 amino acids)
Biological process (GO): mismatch repair
Cellular component (GO): MutLalpha complex
Molecular function (GO): ATP-dependent DNA damage sensor activity; ATP binding; mismatched DNA binding
Source: RefSeq, a predicted model, not a curated record